Molecule: messenger RNA, 2410 nt
Organism: Nezara viridula (southern green stink bug)
Lineage: Eukaryota; Metazoa; Arthropoda; Insecta; Hemiptera; Pentatomidae
Source: the annotation of a GenBank genome assembly
CGCUCAGCUGUUUGUAACAGUGCUAGAUAAUUUUUUAACUGUUAUCUUAAAAAAUUGGGAUUCAAAGUUAAAAAAUGAAUGCUGCUAUAUCUUUCUGAAAUUUAAAAUGUAUUUUCUUUCUUCUCACCGAAUAAGGAAAUUUAUCUUCAAAUAAUCAAAAAAGUGAAUACAUAUCACGCUGGUACAAGUAAUAAUGGCUGGUGGACUGAGUGACCCGAUAGAUAAGAAAACCGAUAUAGAGAGAAAGUUGGAAAAAGAGAGAAAUAAGUUAAAGAUUCUCCGAGAGAAUGUUAACAAAAGUAACCAGAUAACUGAUUCUAUAACAGGUAUCUUGUCUUCAUUUGAACAGAGGCUCGGUCGUCUUGAAGAGACUAUUCUCCCUGUUUAUAAUGAGACUGGAAAUCUUCAAAGAAGGCAGCAAAAUAUUGAACGAGCUUUGGCAUCCCUCGAUCAUGUCAUCAGUUAUUAUAGUAUCGCUGAAGAAGUGGAUGGUAUAGUUAGAUCAGGCCCUACGCCUGUUGGUCUUGAUGAGUACAUAAAUGUUAUGAACAAACUGAAAAAUGCUUUAAUCUAUUUCGAACAGAAUAAUCCACAGAGUGUCGAGUUGGAUAAUGUUUCAACACUUGUCAAUGAUGGAACAGACAAGUUGUGUCGUGAAUUUAAAGAAACUUUGACGAAGCACAGUCGGUCGAUACCACCUAUUACGCUCCUGGAUAUGGUAGCUACUGAUGAUGAUAUUUCUGACGAUGUCUCUGUCGGAAGUGCAACAGGCCUUCCAGAGACUGUAACGUCCGAACUAGCUUCCCUUGCUGCAUGGCUUUUGGCACAAGGCAGGACCGAAAUCCUUGAAACUUACUCCAAGCUCAGAGGAGCAGUGAUGCUUAAAUCUAUCAAUCAGUUGAGAGAACAACACAAAAGUGGUUCUGGAAGCAGUGUGCAAGGUUUCACGCAACAUUCGCCCAGUAUGCGACCUAAAUUUCCAAAACAUGAAACACCUGGAAGGAGUGCUUCAAAGAGGCUUCAAGCUGUGUUUGAGAAGAAAGCCAACAAAAUGCUUCUUAAAGCAUCACAAACUAUUGAAAAUUCUACAGGACUUGCUAUUGGAGGAAGACGAGGAACAGUGAUACAUUUAGAAAACAGAGAGGACGUUAUUGAUGAGCAAGAAAUGGAAGGAUAUCUGAUGUGCGUGAUAGCCGUACAGCGGCUCAUGCAAGCAGAAAGAUCUUUAAUGUCGCAAGUUAUUCCAGCUCAGCAUCAUAAUUCAGUUUUUCAGUCAGUGGUUCAAGAAUCUGUUGACACCAUCGUUCAGAAUGGAGAGAACAUAGCAAUGAGAGCAAAGAGGUGCAUAUCUCGUCAUGAAUUUGGGUCUGUUCUUGUCAUAUUGGCAAUUCUGAAGAACUUGAUUGCUAUCCAGCCCGAAUUUGAAAAAACUACAGAGGCUUGCGAUUUCAAUGUUCGAUCUCAGUUUUCUUCCAUCCUUAGUAUUCUUCAGACAACUGCAUGCAAAGGGCUCGAAGAAGUAGUGGAAAGUUUGAGAAGUGAGAGUAAUUCCGGAGGGCUUCCAAAAGACGGAACCGUUCACGAACUCACUUCAAAUAUGCUCGUUCUUCUUUCACACCUUAUUGACUACAAAGACACUCUUGGACGAGUGCUUGGCGGAGAAUCUGCAUAUAUACGGGAUCUGUCGCAGAUAACGCCCAAACCUCAAGACACUAAUGCUGCCCUUUUAGGGAUUUACAUCAAGAAAGUAGUAUCGCAGCUGAACUGCACCCUGGUAUCCAAAUCAGAAAGCUACCCCGAGCCUGGAGUGAGGUCUUUGUUUAGGCUGAACAAUUGCCACCACGUUCUCAAAGCACUCCAAAGGUCCCAGCUUCUGUCUUUGGUACAGAUCUGUGAGCCUGACUGCCAAGCGACGUACCUCGACAUGAUACAUGCCCACAAGAAGGCAUACCAGACAUGUUGGAAUAAAGUCCUCGGUCAUAUCAUCAAUUUGGAAGAUGUCCCUAUUGCUCCUGGGAAAAUGAAAGAUAAAGAUCGGAACACAAUUAAGGAGAAAUUCGCUGGUUUCAAUAAGGAAAUGGAAGAUAUCUCCAAACUCCAAAGAGGUUAUUCAAUACCUGAUGUCGAAUUGAGGGAAUCGUUGAAGAGAGACAAUAAGGAAUACGUUCUUCCAAAAUAUAAUGCAUUCUACGACAGGUAUUCAAAUGUGCCAUUCACUAAAAAUCCAGAGAAAUAUGUCAAGUAUACACCAGAUAAAGUGGCUUCGAUGAUCGACAGAUUCUUCGACCUCGCAGCCUAAACAUGAACUGUUUAUAUUUUAUAAGAAAAUGUUUUUAUUAAUGAUAAAGAAUUGUUAUAAUGUUUUUAUAUUAUUUAUAUUUAUUAGAGAAAUAAAUUGUUAUGAUUUAUU